Botrytis fragariae is the source of this 525-nucleotide messenger RNA. RefSeq lists its product as uncharacterized. NCBI's taxonomy places the organism in Eukaryota, Fungi, Ascomycota, Leotiomycetes, Helotiales, Sclerotiniaceae. Bases 1 to 525 code for a protein of 174 amino acids. The transcript has a single exon. The record is from RefSeq and is a predicted model, not a curated record.
AUGAAAUCAGCCCUCACCUACCUCUACAGCAGCACCAAAACCGCCGCGGAGGAACGCACCCAAAAUCGAGAAUGGAGACGGACUUAUGAUGGAAAUGGUGGGUAUCGGGUCAGUAAAUUAGAGUUUGGGGAUCAGAAAGAGAGGGAGAGGAGGUUUACUAUUGGGGGUUGGGGAAAGGGGAUGAGAGGAGAAGGGAAAAGGAGAAGGAGAAAGAGAAAGAGAGGAGAUAUACUAUUGGGGAUUGGGAAUGGGGAUGGAAAGGAGGAGAGAAGCGAGGGAGAGGGAAAAGGAAAAGAAGAGAGGGAUGGGGAUGGGAGGGGAAGAGGAGAUGAUAAGUGGAUUACGAUCGAGGAGAUGGAUGGGGAUGGGGAUGAGGAUGGGGAAGGAGAGGGGAACAUGGAUGGGAACGGAGAAGGAAGAGAGGGGGAAGGAAUGGGAAGAAGAGAAAAAGAAAGAGAAGGAGGAAGGUGGAGAAAAAGUGUGAUUUCGAUGUUUCAACCGGUUUUGAAGAGGGGCGAUUUUUGA